This is a messenger RNA of Rhinopithecus roxellana (golden snub-nosed monkey), 2021 nucleotides long. It is a transcript of the gene STYXL1, whose product is annotated as serine/threonine/tyrosine interacting like 1. Bases 554 to 1558 code for a protein of 334 amino acids. Gene Ontology annotation, cellular component: mitochondrion. Lineage: Eukaryota; Metazoa; Chordata; Mammalia; Primates; Cercopithecidae. The transcript is spliced from 8 exons. Gene Ontology annotation, molecular function: protein phosphatase binding; protein phosphatase inhibitor activity; pseudophosphatase activity. Gene Ontology annotation, biological process: positive regulation of intrinsic apoptotic signaling pathway; negative regulation of cytoplasmic stress granule assembly; protein dephosphorylation. The record is from RefSeq and is a predicted model, not a curated record.
GCUGCAACAAGCUAUGAUAGUGCCACUGCACUCCAACAUGGGCAAUAGAGCAAGACCUUGUCUCAAAAAAAGGCAGCAGCUCCAAAGAGUAGGUUAUGCCAAUGGCCAAUACUCUUGAGUAUUUCCUCCCUGUUUGAAUGCCUGACAAAUGUGACUUCAUGAAUACACACACACCAGGCAGGUACUGUCACCCUCAUUAUAUAGAAGUGGCAAUAUUAUUCUCGCCCCCAUUUUACAGAGGUGGGGACUGAGGCGCAGAGAGGCUAUAACCACUCCCUAGUGCCAGGCAGCUGAUAGUAAAUGGCAGAACCAGGAUUCAGACCUAAAAGAGUUUGACUCUAGGGUCAGCAUGAUUGGAGGAAAGGAAGUGGAGGUGGUAAAUGAAACACCACGCUUUUAAGAAGUGAUGUUUCUCUUUGCACGCUUCUGCUGGAAAGAAGAACAGAGAUAGGUACAAGACGAUGUUUGCAUGUUGACAGGAGGGACCCGUGUGGAGGCUGAAACUGUUGAUGCUGUGAAGGGGUGCUGAGAACUGAAGCCUUUGAGGAGCAGGAUGCCUGGUUUGCUUUUGUGUGAACCGACAGAGCUUUACAACAUCCUGAAUCAGGCCACAAAACUCUCCAGAUUAACUGAACCCAACUAUCUCUGUUUAUUUGAUGUACGUUCCAAAUGGGAGUAUGACGAAAGCCAUGUGAUCACAGCCCUUCGAGUGAAGAAGAAAAAUAACGAGUAUCUUCUCCCGGAGUCUGUGGACCUGGAGUGUGUGAAGUACUGCGUGGUGUAUGAUAACAACACCAGCACCCUGGAGGUACUCUUAAAAGAUGACGAUGAUGAUUCAGACUCUGAUAGUGCUGGCAAAGAUGUGGUGCCUGGAGCAGCCAUUGAGUAUGGCAGGAUCCUGACCCGCCUCACCCGCCACCCUGUCUACAUCCUGAAAGGGGGCUAUGAGUGCUUCUCAGGCACAUACCACUUCCUCCGGACCCAGAAGAUCAUCUGGAUGCCUCAGGAACUGGAUGCAUUUCAGCCAUACCCCAUUGAAAUCGUGCCAGGGGAGGUCUUCCUCGGCAAUUUCGGUCAAGCCUGUGACCCCAAAAUUCAGAAGGACUUGAAAAUCAAAGCCCAUGUCAAUGUCUCCAUGGAUACAGGGCCCUUUUUUGCAGGCGAUGCUGACAAGCUUCUGCACAUCCGGAUAGAAGAUUCCCCGGAAGCCCAGAUUCUCCCCUUCUUACGCCACAUGUGUCAUUUCAUUGAGGUCCUGGGCCUAUGUCAAGAAAUGCAAAAACAACAUGUGUCCAAAUCGGGGAUUGGUGAGUCAGCUGCUGGAAUGGGAGAAGACUAUCCUUGGAGAUUCCAUUACAGACAUCAUGGAUCCGCUCUACUGAUCUUCUCUGCGGCCCAGCGAAGGGUACCGAAGAGCCUCGCUUGGGGGCAUUUUGUGGGUGGAGGGUCAGAAUGUGUAUACCCAGGCUUGUCUGGAAGGAGAAGGCCUUUGCUGCCUGAAAGUCUCAUGUCAGCCUCCUGUACUGAUUCUUCCCAAGCGACUGUUCAUGCCACCUAGCAGGUGCGCCCUGCUCAAGCUCACCGAGAACCCGCAUCCCUGAGGUGUCCUGGGCCAUCCCAACUGCACCCCUGAGGCUGCCUCUGGAAGAGCAUCUGGCUACUACAGCAGCUGCCCUGCAUCCCCUUGGUGACUUAGACCCUUUGGAGGCUGCCUGGGGGCGCCCAGAGAUUGCCUGUGUUGGUUCACAGAGGAUGUCACAAUAGCCACCAAUAGGCAGUCCCCUAGCCCCAGAGAUACCAAGCCCAGCCUUGUCUAGCCCCCAGGCUCCUGGAAUGGGAUCACACCCUUGCCUCACCCCCAGUGCUUCCUGCCAUCCACCCCUUGAAACAGAUUUUCUUUCCCUGCUCCCCACUCAUUUCUGCCUGGCUGUGUUCACCAAGGAGAGAUACUCACCGCACCUCCCCCAUCUCCCUAUUCACAUUUCUAGAAAUUCCUAAGGUCUUAACAGCUUUCCUUUUAU